Acanthosepion pharaonis is the source of this 1236-nucleotide messenger RNA. NCBI's taxonomy places the organism in Eukaryota, Metazoa, Mollusca, Cephalopoda, Sepiida, Sepiidae. The record is from the annotation of a GenBank genome assembly.
AUGCCGAAUUUAUCCGUUGUCCGCCUCCGAUGCGGGUAUACGUUGUCCGAUGCCGAAUUUAUCCGUUGUCCGCCCCUCCUCCGAUGCCAUCCGUUGUCCGCCCCUAUACUCCGAUGCCGGUUGUAUCCGUUGUCCGCCCUCCUCCGAUGCCCAUUGUCCGUCCUCGAUCCACGUUGUCCGCCCUCCUCCGAUGCCGAUCCGUUGUGCCCUCCUCCGAUGCCGAAUUUAUCCAUUGUCCGCCCUCCUCCGUUGCCGAAUUUAUCCGUUGUCCGCCCUCCUCCGAUGCCGAAUUUAUCCGUUGUCCGCCCUCCUCCGAUGCCGAAUUUAUAUGUUGUCCGCCGAAUUUAUACGUUGUCCGCCCCAAUCUGCUCCGAAUUUAUACGUUGUCCGCCACUCCUUCGAUGUCGAAUUUAUCCGUUGUCCGCCCUCCUCCGAUGCCGAAUUUAUCGUUGUCCGCCCUCCUCCUCCGAUACCGAAUUUAUCCAUUGUCCGCCCUCCUCCGAUGCCGAAUUUAUCCGUUGUCCGCCUCCUCCGAUGCCGAAUUUGUUGUCCGUUGUGCCCGCCCUCCUCCGAUGCCGAAUUUAUACGAUGUCCGCCCUCCUUCGUGCCGCCCGUUGUCCGCUCUCCUUCGAUGCCGGUUGUCCGAUGCCGGUCCGUUGUCCGCCCUCCUCCGAUGCCGAAUUCUAUACGUUGUCCGCCUCCUCCGAUGCCGAAUUUAUCCAUUGUCCCCUCCUCCGAUGCCGGGUGUCCGUUCUCCCGAUCCGUCCCCCUCCUCCGAUGUCCAAUUCGCCCUCCUCCGAUGCCGCUGAAUUUAUAUGUUGUCCGCCCUCCGAUGCCAUUAAUUUAUAUGUUGUCCGCCCUCCUUCGAUGCUGAAUUUAUAUGUUGUCCACCCUCCCUCCGAUGCUGAAUUUAUACGUUGGUCCGCCCUCCUCCGAUACCGACCAUUUAUGUUGUCCGCCUCCUUCGAUGUCGAAUCUAUCCGUUGUCCGCCCUCCGAUGACGAAUUUAUCCAUUGCUGUCCGCCUCCUCCGAUGCCGAAUUUACCGCUGUCCGCCCUCCUCCGAUGCCGAAAUUAUCCAUUGUCCACCUUCCUCCGGAUGCCGCCGAAUUUAUCCAUUGUCCGCCCUCCUCUGAUACCGAAUUUAUACGUUGUCCGCCUCCACCUAUGCCGAAUUUAUGUUGUCCGCCCGCCUGAUGCCCAAUUUAUCCAUUGUCCGCCCCUCCUCCGAUGCUGA